Cottoperca gobio is the source of this 1693-nucleotide messenger RNA. RefSeq names its product crumbs homolog 3a (gene crb3a). NCBI's taxonomy places the organism in Eukaryota, Metazoa, Chordata, Actinopteri, Perciformes, Bovichtidae. Bases 444 to 842 code for a protein of 132 amino acids. The record is from RefSeq and is a predicted model, not a curated record. The transcript has 5 exons.
GUCCAGGGGAGUACAGUUAAACAUUGUACUCCAGCAGGUUGGAGCAAGUGAGUGCGACCUGGCAUUAUAGAUUAUUUAAAAAAAAGUUCAGUUUAAAUCAAGUAUCAGGAGGUAAAUAGGCAUAACGUUACACAGAUGUGAUUAAAGUUAUCUUUUAGAUAAUAUAGUGUAUUUUGAGGAGCUUUGUUUUUAUGGAAACAGGAGGAAUCGGGUCUGCUGUGCUUCAGUAAACUACGGUUUUUCUUCGACUUUGUACAAAGGAGUAUCUGUCCGCUCUGCUGCAGGUGGAUAACUGCGCUCAGUUUCAUUUUUGACAAGGUGAGGCGGAAGCGAGGAAUCAACCUGCUCGAUGUUUCCCGUUUUGCUUCUAUCACCUGAAUGCUGUUCAAGAUGGGAGAUAAAUCCACACAGUGAAUGUUGGAACUAAUGAUGCACCCAAGCUGAUGCCCCAAAGUCCCAUGUCUGCCCUCACUUUGCCCUGCUGGUCCCGGGUAAAGAUGGCAGUGUGUCCGGAUGUGCUGGCCAUGCCUGGUGUUGUGGUCAGGAGUGUUUUACUGCUGGUACUGAGCAGUAAUCCUGUGCUGGGGAAUUAUACUAUGCGUGCAAGUGCCACCCGUUCUAAUAGCACUGCUGGCCCCAACAUUGCAGCUAUCGUGGCCCCUACGGUCACGCUGGGUGUUCUGGCCAUAGUGUUGGCUGUUCUCGGCUGGCUCCUUUGCGUGGUGAAAAAGAGGAGACAGACUGAAGGGACGUAUAGACCCAGUGCUGAGGAACAGUCUGGUGCGCACGGCGUGGCGGUGCCAGAUGCACUAAAGUUACCAAAGGAGGAAAGACUCAUUUGAGGAUAAGCAUUCUUGUGUGACAUGGCUGUCUCCCUUGAGAUGAACAAUGAAAGAAACAUCUCCCAAGGUUUAAGAGAGGACAGAUUGCCAAGUUUGACACACCAUGACUUGAUUUAUUUACUUACCGCUUUCAUUUCAACAAACAUCGAAUGGUUCCUGAUUGGCCCGAUGAAGAAAUCCACUUGGAUGUACGGAUCUAGCUGAUUUUAAGAACGAUUUCAAGAUUUCAAGGAGGUUUUGAACAUUUCUUCCGCACAAAUGAAACAAGAACUUCAGUAUUUUAUCUCCACUAAUCAUUUUAGUUUAGAGAUGUUUUUCUUGUUACAGUUGCCAUGUACCUUGAUUCAGUCUAUUAUGAAAUACUGUCACUGGGAAAACCAAAUCUUUUACCUCAAACUCUUUUUUCACUACUGAGAGACCCGAUGAGUCCAUUGCAUUUUAAAUUACGACAGAUAUUUUGUACCCUAAUAAUAAGUGAAAUUAAACAUCUUAUUACAGUGCAAACACUCUUGAUUUUUAUAGACUGCUGUACCUUUUUAAAAAUGAGGUUUUACUGAGAAAUGAUAUUGAGAAAAAGCAAGCAAUUGUUUACCCUUCAAGUAUUCCUUCAGUACUAAGUCACAUUAUUUAAAGAUCAUUUCAUUGGAUCAACCAUGCAUUGCAUAAUGCAUCAAAAUCAAGCAGAUGUUUUACAAUGUUACAUGUUUAUUUAUGCUUUUGUCAAAUAAAUGUUUGUAAAAUAGUUGAAUAAUUAAACUUCACAAAGCAUUUUAAAGCAUCUCUGAGGACAUUUCCUCUGUUCUAAAAGAAGGAGUUUUUCUUAUUCAUUUUACCAAAGGUAUAAUUCAGAC